Molecule: messenger RNA, 1071 nt
Organism: Mucor velutinosus
Lineage: Eukaryota; Fungi; Mucoromycota; Mucoromycetes; Mucorales; Mucoraceae
Product: Glucose-6-phosphate 1-dehydrogenase
Exons: 7
Coding region: 1-1071 (356 amino acids)
Biological process (GO): acyl-CoA metabolic process; fatty acid catabolic process
Cellular component (GO): peroxisomal matrix
Molecular function (GO): fatty acyl-CoA hydrolase activity
Source: RefSeq, a predicted model, not a curated record
AUGCCUAUAGUAACAUACCCUAAUAAAAUAACCUUCAAGAAUAACAAGGACGAAGGUGUUAAGGAGAAGACAGAUGAGGAUGUUGAUUUUGCCAUGAAGAUGAGAGAUGCUAUUGAUGUGCAAUUGAUCGACACAAAUCUAUACAUGAGUAAGGAGCUGUGGUUGCCAUUUGGAUCAAGAGGUGCCUUUGGUGGACAGAUCGUUGCUCAGGCAUUAAAAUCUGCAUGGGAGACAGUACAAGAAGACUUCUUUGUUCAUUCAUUGCACUCGUAUUUCAUCUUGGCUUGCAAUGUAGAUAUUCCAGUCAUUUACAAUGUGCAACGUAUCCGAGAUGGCAGAUCAUUUGCAACUCGUAUCGUGACAGCAACACAGAAAGGAAAGGCUAUCUUUGUAUGCAGUUGUAGUUUUGCAAAACCAGAAGAGGGCAUCUCCUUGAAUCAUCAAACUGACAUGCCAGAUGUUAUUGACGCUGAUAGCCUGCCUUCCGACGUUGAAUUGCUUCAACGAACAUUAGACAACACAGAGAACAGCUUUCCAGAGAAAUUUAGACAGAGAGUUCAAAAAAGAUUAGAGGAUGAUCAACCCAUUGAUUAUCGUGCAGUGAUUCAAUAUUCACCAGAGGAGAUUAUUACGGGUAACGUCAAACCAACUCCAUACUGUCAACGAUGGUUUAAAACAAGAGGUGCCCUGAAUGACGAUGACAUGAAAUUGCAUGCCUGCAUCAUUGCUUAUGCUUCAGACAGUGGCUUCAUCAACACAGCCGCCACAGCAAAUGGAUUUACCUUCAAUUCAGAGAGCAUAGGCAUGAUGACUUCACUGGAUCAUUCAGUCUGGUUUCAUGCACAAGCAAGAGCAGACGAAUGGCUUUUAUACGACAUUCAUAGUCCUCGCACAAGCAAUGGUCGUGGUGUAGCCUUUGGCAGAAUUUAUAACCGAGAUGGUAUUUUGGUGGCUACGACUGCUCAAGAGGGUAUUGUGCGUCUGUCUGAAAUGGAGCAGAAGAGACAGAAGAAGCAAGCAGAGGCACAGCAGCAUUUGGUCUCUGAUGGCAGCAACAGUAGUCGGCUUUAA